UCUGUUCCCGAACGUGUUGAAUUGCUGCUGCUGUCAUCAUCACAAACUCAUGGAAAGGAGAAAGGUUCUUGUAUUAUGGCAUGAAGGCUGCACUCCAGCUAGUCUCCAACCUGUACUAACUAGUAUACGGGAGGAAUGGGCGGAGAGGGACGGAGGAGCUGAUAUAAUGCUGGAACAUGUUGAUAGACUAAAAUCAGCUGAGUAUUCCGUAUCAACGUUUGAUUAUGCAUUAUUGGGUUCAAUCCCUCCAACAGUGUAUGUUCAUGGCAGUGACCUUUUAGAGGAAGUCUCACGUGUUUUAAAAACAUCAGCCGGUAUCAGUAUAAAAGAACCGAUCGUUAAAGACGGAUGUUCCUCUUCUUCUUUCCGUACUUUCAGUCAGUUGUCAUUGUCUCUGAGAUUGGCUGGUUUUAUCGAACCGCUCAAGGUUUCCAGCACACCUCCAUCAGAUGAAGCAGGCCUGAUAGACGAGCUAAGCAAGACUGGAAUUAACGUCGACAAUGUUUUGAUUGCUACGGUUCAAGCUAAGAAACCUUCCUAUCAGUUAGGAGCCAGUGCUCCCAUUAAUCUCGGAGGAACUUCUAACUAUACCGCACCUUUACGGCCCGGCCCUUCUCGUAACAAUGAGUCAGCAAAAAUAUGGACACUGGCAGCAAAUGACAUGCUGGAUGAUGAUGUGGAUUUGAUGGAUUCUGAUACUUUAUUGAAUGAAGAGGAUUUUUUAAGACCGGAUCCUUCAAGCCUGAAAAGUUCAUGUGGUCCAUCUAGUGGUAAAAGAAAGGCUUGUAAGAACUGCUCUUGUGGUUUAGCCGAUGAGUUACUUGAUCCUUCAAAGCCAGCUGUAAAGAAAACCGUGACCUCAUCUUGUGGCAGUUGUUACCUAGGUGAUGCAUUCAGGUGUGCUAGCUGUCCUUAUCUUGGUAUGCCCGCCUUUAAACCAGGACAAGAGAUUAAAUUAUCAGAUCGCCAACUCAACGUUGAUCAGUGAUUAAUAAUAUAUAAACGUUCAUUUGUCAUCGAUUUAUUUUCCUGCAGCUCUGUACCAACUGCUGUCCUGCUAUAAAUUAUUGACUAGUUGUAAUACGAAAUGUAUCUGUGCCUGUGAUUUUUAAAACUAUAUAUUCAUAAUUCUGUUAAUUUGUAAAA
This is a messenger RNA of Amphimedon queenslandica, 1146 nucleotides long. RefSeq names its product anamorsin homolog. The record is from RefSeq and is a predicted model, not a curated record. The transcript has 9 exons. Gene Ontology annotation, cellular component: cytoplasm. Bases 50 to 988 code for a protein of 312 amino acids. NCBI's taxonomy places the organism in Eukaryota, Metazoa, Porifera, Demospongiae, Haplosclerida, Niphatidae. Gene Ontology annotation, biological process: iron-sulfur cluster assembly. Gene Ontology annotation, molecular function: iron-sulfur cluster binding.